CUCUCUCUCUCUCUCUCUCUCUCUCUCUCUCUCUCUCUCUAUGAUACCCCUCAUCCCCUGAUGGGCACCUCAUCACACUGUGCCACAAGUCCACCGUCGUCGCUAACAACCACACCACGCCCCUAACCACCGGCCAUCGCCAUGGAGAUGAAGCAGUCAAUGAUGAUGGACAGAGAGAAGGAAGGAGGACAGAAAGAGAAAGGGGAGGAGACAUCGCAGGAGAACGGCAGACUCAUGCUGGCUGACGGAGGGGUGGCAGAGAAGGGGGACCCCAAAGUGAACUCUGGUGGUGGGUCAGGAGGGGUGUCCAAUGGGUUCCCCACGUCCACAGCGCAGAGCCCCAAGGAGGGAGCGGGGGGUGUACCCGCAGGGGCCCUCAGGACGCUGGUGGUCCAGCAGACCAGUCUGGACCGGCCCCGGGAGACCUGGAGUAAGAAGAUGGACUUUCUGUUGUCUGUGAUUGGCUACGCCGUGGACCUGGGAAACGUGUGGCGCUUCCCCUACAUCUGCUACCAAAACGGCGGAGGGGCCUUCCUACUCCCCUACAUGUUGAUGGCAGUAUUCGGCGGCGUGCCUCUGUUCUACAUGGAGCUGGCACUGGGGCAGUUCCACCGCAGCGGCUGCAUCUCCAUCUGGAAACACAUCUGCCCCAUCUUCAAGGGUAUCGGCUUCGCCAUCUGCAUCAUAGCGCUGUAUAUAGCGUUCUACUACAACACCAUCAUGGCGUGGGCCCUGUAUUACCUCCUGGCGUCGUUCCGGCCCACCCUGCCCUGGACCACGUGCUCCAACCCCUGGAACACGGUCAACUGCCUCCGCUACCUGUCCACCGACAGCAACGUCACCUGGACCAACACCUCCACCUCGCCCGCCGAGGAGUUCUAUACGCGUCAGGUACUGCAGGUGCACAUGUCUCCAGGUCUGCACCAGCUUGGCAGUGUGAGUUGGCAGCUGGCUCUCUGUCUCCUGUUCAUCUUCACCAUUGUCUACUUCAGCAUCUGGAAGGGAGUCAAGACCUCUGGCAAGGUGGUGUGGGUGACAGCCACGUUCCCCUACCUUGUCCUGCUGGUGCUGCUCGUUCGUGGGGCCACUCUGCCCGGGGCCUGGAGGGGCGUGGUCUUCUACCUCAAACCUGAUUGGGGGAAACUACUCAGCACCACGGUAUGGAUUGAUGCAGCAGCUCAGAUCUUCUUCUCUCUGGGGCCAGGUUUCGGGGUGCUCCUGGCCUUUGCCAGCUACAACCCCUUUCACAACAACUGCUACAAGGAUGCGUUGAUGACCAGCUCGGUGAACUGCCUGACCAGUUUCCUUUCUGGGUUUGUCAUCUUUACCGUGCUCGGCUACAUGGCUGAGAUGCGCAAAAUAGGCGUGGAGAACGUAGCCAAGGACGCUGGUCCCAGUCUGCUGUUCAUCAUCUAUGCUGAAGCCAUCGCCAACAUGCCCGCUGCCACCUUCUUUGCCAUCAUCUUCUUCCUCAUGAUCAUCAUGCUGGGGCUGGACAGCACGUUUGCCGGUCUGGAGGGGGUGAUCACAGCCAUGCUGGAUGAGUUCCCCCAGUUGUUGUCAAGGAGGAGGGAGUGGUUUGUCCUGGGCCUGGUGUGUGUCUGCUACCUGGGAGCCCUCUCCACCCUCACCUACGGAGGUGCGUUUGUGGUGAAACUGUUUGAGGAGUAUGCCACGGGACCUGCUGUCAUCACUGUGGUCUUCCUAGAAGUCAUCGCCGUUUCCUGGUUCUACGGCACGAGUCGUUUCUGUGCUGAUGUCCAUAUGAUGCUGGGCUUCUCCCCUGGACUGUUCUGGAAGGUGUGCUGGGUAGCCAUCUGCCCCAUCUUCCUACUGUUCAUCAUUGUCAGUUUCCUGGCGUUCCCCCCGGAGGUGAAGUUGUUUGACUAUGUCUACCCACCCUGGACCACUGUUCUGGGCUACUGCAUCGGAGUGUCCUCCUUCAUCUGUGUACCAGCCUAUAUGGUGUACCACCUGCUCACCACCAAAGGGACCUUUAAACAGCGUCUCCUGAAGGGCAUCACCCCUGUACCCAGUGGGCCUCACAGUGACAUUAUCAUCACCCACGCUGUCUGACCCAGUGGUCUGGCCAGGCCAAGUGGACUACACUACCCUCUGCUGGACAUAGAGCACAACUGUAGGACGGGGAGGGUUCGUCACCUCCCUCACUUCUCCUCCAGAACCCCCACAGCAGACUUCAGCACUAAGGCACCCCGUCCAUCCCACUGACCCCAGGGCUGAGGUGGGGUGCUGGGCCAUACUGUCUGCAGCAUUCCACCCCUCACCUCCUCCCUCAUCUCCCUCCUGGCUCAUUCUGUUAGCUAACCGUUAGCGGCUAAUGUCAUCACUGUUUUCAUACUGGCACACGCUGGUCUGAGCAUUUCAACCACCAGACAGAGGGUUUUAGAUGCCACAGCACAAUGACAUGUGUACUGUUAUUGACACAUAACGCAUCCUUUAAAGUCUAUACCUGUCCAUUACAACUGGGAUCCAUCCAGACCGUAUGAGACAUAAACAUACACACUUCCUUGUCUCUACUCUGUCAGGUCCACUAAACAAUUUUUAUAUCACAAACAAACAUCUCAUCUCACGGCUUCAUUUGACAUUCUGUCCUUGUUUCAUGAGUUCUGCAUUCCGAUAUUUAGCUGGACAUUGGUUGCAAAAUGCAGGUAUCUUUUUACAUUUCUAAAUUAAGCCAAAUAUUACAUGGAUAUUUCUACAGGUAUUUCCAGAUGUGAGCUGUUGUCAUGUUUUAGGAUGACUUGGUGGGAGCUUGUCAGUGUUUCUGAAUGGGAACGGGAUGGCUGAACCUAUAAAGGGCCUUGUUGAGUGUCGGAGCAUCUCCACACUGUGAGGCGCUGAAUGUUGGUGUAGCAUGAUGCACUACAGUACUGAUUAUGCUCUGUAACAAUAUCCAGGUUGUUCAGAAGGGAACGCAGGGCUUUGUCCAGUCGUAUGUGGGGGGAUUAUUUAGCUGCAGCAUGGAAGGCUCUGGUGGGUGUGCGCAUGUGCAUGUUGUGUGUAAGAUGUAAGAGUGUUUGUGCCUGGGUGAUUUUGUGUGUGUGUGUGUGUGUGUGUGUGUGUGUGUGUGUGUGUGUGUGUGUGUGUGUGUGUGUGUGUGUG
Molecule: messenger RNA, 3123 nt
Organism: Coregonus clupeaformis (lake whitefish)
Lineage: Eukaryota; Metazoa; Chordata; Actinopteri; Salmoniformes; Salmonidae
Product: sodium-dependent serotonin transporter
Exons: 13
Coding region: 142-2076 (644 amino acids)
Biological process (GO): serotonin uptake; sodium ion transmembrane transport
Cellular component (GO): membrane; neuron projection
Molecular function (GO): serotonin:sodium:chloride symporter activity; serotonin binding
Source: RefSeq, a predicted model, not a curated record